AUGCGGUGUCGAAGGAUGUGCGAAAAGAAACCAUCAGGUCGAAUCAACGUUGAUACCAAGAUUGUGGAACAGUACAAGGAGGGUGGGGAGUCUAGGGAAGUCCUAGAGAUGGCACUUUUGGAGUGCUUGGCCAAGCAUGGAGUGGAUCGGUCAAGCUACAAGCGCAUCAAGGCAGACUUUGUGCAAAAGUGCAAGCUGAUCAGGGAGCGCCUUGAAUCACGCCAGUCUGAGGUGCAUGGCCGAUGGAUGACGGCCGAGGCCAUGAAAAAGUCGGGCCUUUGGUCUGCCCAGACAAUCAAGCAGAUGAUCAGCUAUUGCCGCAAAUUCCCAGAGUCGCUGAUAAGGACUUGGAAGUAUGACGAUCGAGUCGAGGAGUAUUUCAUCAUUGUUGAAGACAAAAGGAUGCACAUGAAGGCAGAGAGCCUACGGGAUCUGCAGGAAACUGAUCUUGGAGAAACUUGGUUGAGUGCUUCAUGCCCACCCAGCCCUGAUUAUAAAUGA
Durusdinium trenchii is the source of this 501-nucleotide messenger RNA. NCBI's taxonomy places the organism in Eukaryota, Dinophyceae, Suessiales, Symbiodiniaceae. The record is from the annotation of a GenBank genome assembly.